Messenger RNA from Penicillium atrosanguineum, 849 nucleotides. Its product is annotated as HIG1 domain-containing protein. Gene Ontology annotation, cellular component: mitochondrial inner membrane. The coding region runs from base 1 to 849 and encodes 282 amino acids. The record is from RefSeq and is a predicted model, not a curated record. Gene Ontology annotation, biological process: mitochondrial respiratory chain complex IV assembly. NCBI's taxonomy places the organism in Eukaryota, Fungi, Ascomycota, Eurotiomycetes, Eurotiales, Aspergillaceae. The transcript is spliced from 2 exons.
AUGAAGAUUCUCACUAAGGAAGAAGAGGACGCCCACUACCGCGCUGUCGUCAAGGGCGGCACCAUCGGCGGUGUCACCGGUCUCGCAGCCGGUGUAGCCGGCGUCAUGCUCGCAUCGCGACGCUUUAGCACAAUCCGCAACCUGACAAUGCCCAUGAAAGCCUUCCUCACCACCUCAUCCGGAACCUUCGUGGGAAUUAUAGCCGCCGACCACGCCUCGCGCGAAUUCGAGACCCAGCAGAACGCCGAAAAACUCUGGUACGAGAACCGCGAAGAGCGUCUUCGCGCUGAGCAAACCCGCGGCCUUAGCUUCGCCGACCGCACCGUGGCUUUCGCCCGCCGCGAGAAGUACAAGAUCAUCGGCGCCACCUGGAUUGCUUCCAUUGUCGGCUCGUUUAUGCUUGUCAACCGCAACCCCUUCCUGUCUAGCUCGCAGAAAAUUGUCCAGGCUCGUGUGUAUGCGCAGGGUCUGACUCUUGGUGUUCUGUGUGCGUCGGCGGCGUUUGAGAUCUCGGAUCAGCGUCGUGGUCGCGGUAUUCUGGAUGCGCAGAAGGAGAACAAGAAGAACAAGCAGGAGGCUAUUGAGGAGACUCCAGCUCGCACGGGUAACAAGGAUGAGGGUGAUCUUUGGAAGGAUAUGGUUGCUGCUGAGGAGCAGCGCUUGAAAAAUAAGCACCAGUCUCUGCAUCUGAAGCAUGCCGAGGAGCACGUCGAGGCGGCGAAGGAAUCUUCUGAUGAGUCCUCCGGCGAGGAGAAGAAGGACGACAAAAAGGACGAGAAGGAGGGGAAAUCCGAGUCUGAGUCCGAGUCUAAGCCCAAGUCUGAGAAGCUCGAGGCAAAGAAGCACUAA